Molecule: messenger RNA, 4013 nt
Organism: Anoplopoma fimbria (sablefish)
Lineage: Eukaryota; Metazoa; Chordata; Actinopteri; Perciformes; Anoplopomatidae
Exons: 16
Coding region: 145-2313 (722 amino acids)
Molecular function (GO): interleukin-17 receptor activity
Source: RefSeq, a predicted model, not a curated record
UCUCUCCAUGGAGCUCACUGUCAGGCUGUGUGCUGCCGGGUAGAUGUCAGGAGAACGGGGCUCCUUACUCUCUUGAGUUCUUUGGAUGAGGGGGGUCUGAGAGGUCCAUCCCCUGGUCCCAGGCCCGGACGCGCUCUCCAAGAGAUGGCUCAUGUUUCCCUCCUGCUGCUGUCACUGCUGCUCUUCUGGCUGUUCAUGUCUGCAAGAGCGCUGGAGAUGAUCGACCGAGACGCACCUGAACUCACCUGUAGCGAGGGUUUGACCGACUGCAGCGUGAGCGGAGAGUCUCAUUUCUCCGCCGCUCUGCCCGAUCCGGACGAUACAGUGAAUGUUACACAUGUGCAGCUGAAAGUGAUGCUGAACUGCUCAGCCAUACAAGACUGUGAACCCUACCUGCAAAUCAUCAUCUCCCUCCAAGACGUGAAUAAUGCAAGUGAGGUUUCUGAGGAGUCUGGUGACCGUAGUGAUGAAGAGCAGCCGUUUGGUACGAGUCCAAUGGCAGAUGAGCGUGAUCACUUUUUGCUUCCUGAGCCAAGAGCUUUGGUGAAAGUGUGUAUCAGUACCCCAGGCUCUAUUGAACUUUGGAAGACACUCCAGUUUAAAUCAAGCUACUCCGGUUUAGACCAAGCUUCUUCUCAACAGCCCUCACACAAGCUGCUGUUGACAGAGAAAACAAUGUUUGGCAGUCCGGUUGUGGUCCACGUUUACGGACAUUCAAAGGGAACAGACAACAUACAGAAUAUCACAAUCCCAUCAUUAGAAGAAGUUUGCUCCAUGAACCUAGAGGGGACUGAAAAGAAAUGUGCUGCUCCCAGAGUCCGAGCUGUGACGAAUCACAAGACAAAUGUGAUCCUCCUCCAAAUGGAAAACACAGAUGACGAGCUCAAGUGCUGGAUAGUUCGAAAUGACACUGGAGAGGUUCUUGCGUGGCCUGAAGGCAAAAGGGAAAUGGACCUUCCAUCACACUUUGUUAUACCAUGCCUGUGCCUUCAGGUAUGUUGCGAGGGAAUGGAGUUUCGAAGUGAAUUCUGCCCUUUCACAAACCAACGAGAUGCACUGGAAAGAAUGCAGCACAGUGUGACCGUGUCAAUGGAGGAGUCGCGGAUGAGGGAGGGGGGCACAGCCCUGAGGUGGAAUGUGACUGCUCCCUGCCGACUGGAGGCAGAGGUGAGGCUGUGCAAGAAAGACCUGGCAGGAGGCCAGUGUGAAGAGGUGACGGGCUCCAGACAAAGACUGCUCAGUCAUGUGCGUGCUGGAUGGAGUGCGACACGCCCUGGACAUUGGAAAACAGGAGAGUUCAAUGUGUCGUCACAUCCGCUGCUCUGUGUUCAGAUAAAGCUACAUGGGAUGGACUCAUAUUUAGAGCCCCAGUGUCCAUUUACAACAUCUCGAUGGAGAUGGAGCCUCCCAAUCCUCAUUGGACUACUACUGAUGUGUUUGGCCUUACUUGGAGCCUAUCUUAUACAAGGGGUCCUAAAAGGAUACAUGUGGAGAUGGUUGAAAGAAGAUGAUGUUAAAGGUGCGGUGGGUGGAGGUCACGUGGUGCUGCUCUACCCACCUUGUGACGACCCGGCUUUGCCAGAGCUGAUGAGUCACCUGGGCUCGUCCCUCCAAACCCUGGGCUUCAGUGUUUCUCUGGACCUGUGGAGUCAGACCGAGCUCAGCGCGCUGGGCCCUGUGCCUUGGCUCCACUCGAGACUGAACCGUCUGCAGAGGCACGGGGGCAAAGUGGUGCUGGUCCUCUCCCAGGCCGCCUGGAUCAAGGCUGAGGAGUGGGGAGCUCGUAGCUGGGAGAGAAACUCCCCCAAGGAGAGGAACAGAGACACGGAGGACGAGACGACAGGAAGAAGCUACACUGCCUCUUCUCCCUGUGUCGAUGUUUUUACCGCCUCAUUGAGCUGUAUCCUAGCAGACUAUUUGCAGGGUCGCGCCGGUGAGCGGUUUAUGUUGGUGCAGUUUGAAUCACUUCCGCCCGAGCCUCCGGGUGGUUUCCGGCCGCUGCCAGAACUUUUCCGCGGCCUUCAUCUCUACAGCCUCCCCUCCCAGAGCCUGGGCUUUCUGACUGAACUGGCCGGGGCUCGGCAAAUGGCCACUGCAUCGGCCAGACGGAAAAGGGCAGGUGGGCUGAGGAUGGCCUCCCGAGCUCUGGCACAGCGGCUGUCCGGGUUCACAGCAGGGACAACUGUAUUACGCCUUGCCGGAGUGCCACAGAGUUGCGUUGGGGUGGGAGUUGAAGACUCGGGGGAAACGGUGCCGUUACAGUCUUGUCUUAUCACGCCGCCCUCCAGUCCUGACUCAAUGGAAUGGGUCUGACUGCAGAAGAAGACACAAAACCAAGCUUCAAUUUAGGAACGAGAGACCAGUAAUGAGAUGAAGUGAUUUCUCUUGGAGAUGCUCAACAUCUGGAGCUUAGUUGAAAAGAGGGCUGAGGUGUUUCAUGUGUCAGCGGAAACAGUAGCUACAGUUACAGUUAUAGAGAAGUAAAAGCGCACAAAAAAGCAUUGUAGUCAAGACCCCCUAAACCAAGACCAUGUCAUGACCAAGACCAGAGAAGACUUUGAGUGGUUAAGACAGAGACAAGACCAAGACUUUGAGGUUUUGAGACCAAGUCAAGUCAAAGUCAAGUCAAGUCACCAAGACCAAAAAACCAAAAGUAGACCACCAAAAUUACACUAGAAUGAAAAAGCAAUUUACCCCAUUGUUUUGUACACAUUGUAAUACAUUGUAUUACUAGGGGGUUAGAAGUAUUUUGUCAACAGCUGCGACGGUACAAAAUGGUUUUGAGACCAUGUCAAGACCAAGACUCUUGACUCUGUAUUUCUGUCUAAACCGAGCCACUGUGUCUGACAUAUUUACCAGUAUUUCACAUUCUGCAUGCACAUGAAGCGUAUUUCAUAUACUGCUUUACAUUUUAUUGUAUUUUUGCUGUGGCUCAAAGGCAACACUAUUGCAAAUAAGCUUUACUUUUAAAGACGUUUUACAGAAAAACAGCUUUUCCACGAUUCUGCUUCAGUUGAGUUCAGUUUUGUGUGUUUUUAUUCAAAACAUUGUUAAUACAGUAUAUGAGUACAGUCAUAAAAAGUAAUUGAUAUAUAGGAAAUGUUACACCUUGAUAAGCUAUCUGAAGCUUGAGAAUGAGAUCCAAAACACUAAGCAGAUGGUGUUUAAUUAAUGUUUAAUUAACACAGAUAAGUGUGUGUAUUGUACAGUAAUAUUAACAACUAACAAAACACCUCGGACCCUAAAAACUAAUUAACCUAUCUACUAAAUGGUACCAAAACAUGAAUUUCAUCAGACUUAACAUUGAUAACAAAUGUUUGUAAAUAUGUUUGGGGUAGAGUAUGAUGUGUGUUUUUUAGUAUGAUACUGUAAAUUCUAUAUACUAAAUAUAGCUACUAUACACUAUUCACAAUGCACCAUUAAAAUUUUACUGGUACAAAAUAAAAUUUAUCAGGGCAUACAAAAUUUGUGUUUUACAAAUAUAAAACCUCCAUGGAUCACUAAUUCAUAAUAAGUGUUUCACGAUUCUUGCUCAUCACUUGCUAUUUUAAAGUAAAUUCUGAUUCGGCAUUGUUUAAAUGUAAUGAAUUAUUGUAACCACAGAAUUGAAGGGACAAAUGCAUACAAUAAAGACAUAAAAAGCCUAUGAAGAACCAUUCAAAUCAAAUCAUUGUAUGGGGACCACAGUAGCAGUUAACAGUAAAUUGCUGCAAUGAAUAUGAAGUUCAAUGUAAUACAGUCAGUAACUGUAAAUUACAUAUAACCUCUGCACUAUACCAUAAUGCAAAUUACAUUAACUGUAAAGAUGUUUUGCAUUUUGCUGUAUUUAAACUGUAAAAAUGACGACAAAGGCUAACUUUGGAAAGCCCUGACAUGAAGACUAUGUAAAAAACUAAAAUAAGCUAUUUCCUUUCGCUUUAUAGUGAGUAUAUAUACUUUUUUUUUUCUUGUCCAGGUUAUGUCUGUUUUUAUACUGCGUUUUGGUGUACUGUUGAAGGUGGGAUUGAAUAAAG